AUGAUGCUGAUAAGCACAGCUUACCAUAAGCUGGAGAACGCCGUGCUAGAGCACCUCAAGCCGCUCGGGGUGUCGCGCGUGCGCCACGCCGGAUACUACCUCUGCUUCCGUGCGACGUCGCACCUAUGGCAGCACCUGCCGACGGUGACACUGCACUUCGCGGAGGAGAACGCACGGCUCGUUCUCACACCACAACGGCUGUUCAUUGCGGUGGGGCAUGACAUCUGCCUCGCCGUGCACUCGAGCCUGGACAUCACCAUCAUCGGCGCAAUGCAGCAAGUGGACACGCGCUUCGUCUACGACGUCAUCGCAGGAAGGAUCUACUUCGCCCCUGAGAAUGCGUGCCAUGCGGAUCUCGGCGGACACAUUUAA
Triticum turgidum subsp. durum (durum wheat) is the source of this 372-nucleotide messenger RNA. The record is from the annotation of a GenBank genome assembly. Lineage: Eukaryota; Viridiplantae; Streptophyta; Magnoliopsida; Poales; Poaceae.